CAAUGACAAGCCAUUCUUUGGUUUACAGAAGAAUCGAGAUUAUACUGAUCCUGUAGGUAGUUUGCUGCUGGGUAAGUUGGACAAGGAUGUGCUACGGCGUUCACAGUCUAUGAAUGGCAGGAGACAGGAAGAGACCUUGCGUAGUCCAGUGGCUGGUGAUAUUAGUAAUGCGAGAAAUGGGGGCCGCAGCAUCACUAGUGGUUUGCUUACAAAAGGCAGAGAUACAAGUAGCACCACUGAAGCUGCAUUGGGACAGGACUUUCCCUUUCUUGGAACUGAAGAGAGGCAAAGAGUUUCUGAAGUAGCAAGAGUACCUUCUGUGGGAUCUUUUGCUACCUUUCAGAGGCCUUCAAGUGCUAAUUCAGACAAAACUAGUGCAGAUGGGUGGACGGUUUUGGCAGAGGUGCCUGGAGUGGUUGGAAACAAUAAUGCAACUGGUUUGCCGUCUCCGCAAACUGUACCUGGAAGCUCGGCUAUUUUAGGUCAAAAUAUGAAUGGCCUUAAAAUGUCAGAGGCUGUUGCCCAAAGUCCCUCUCGUGCUCGCACACCUCCUCAGUUGUCUGUUGAUAGUCAGAGGCUUGAAGAGUUGGCCAUCAAACAAUCAAGGCAACUGAUCCCUGUGACACCAUCCAUGCCCAAAUCUCAGUUGCUUAGUUCGAUGGAGAAAUCAAAAACAAGAGCCGCACAGCAGACUACUAAGUUCUCCCCUACGCCCUAUGGGAAUCAGCCUAUGCGUGGUGGGCCUGCAAGAGUGGAUGUUGGGAAGAACUCUAAUCUAGGAAAGUUGCAAGUUCUGAAACCAUCAGGGGAUCUGAAUGGUCUCUCUUCAACAGUGAAUGAAAACCUGGUUUCCCCAAAUGGAGUCAAAGUUCCACGUAGCCCCUAA
Molecule: messenger RNA, 886 nt
Organism: Eucalyptus grandis
Lineage: Eukaryota; Viridiplantae; Streptophyta; Magnoliopsida; Myrtales; Myrtaceae
Exons: 3
Coding region: 110-886 (258 amino acids)
Source: RefSeq, a predicted model, not a curated record